This is a messenger RNA of Sarcophilus harrisii (Tasmanian devil), 4734 nucleotides long. It is a transcript of the gene BAG5, whose product is annotated as BAG cochaperone 5. Gene Ontology annotation, molecular function: adenyl-nucleotide exchange factor activity; protein-folding chaperone binding. Lineage: Eukaryota; Metazoa; Chordata; Mammalia; Dasyuromorphia; Dasyuridae. Gene Ontology annotation, cellular component: cytoplasm; membrane; cytosol. The transcript has 3 exons. The coding region runs from base 21 to 1730 and encodes 569 amino acids. Gene Ontology annotation, biological process: regulation of inclusion body assembly; protein stabilization; negative regulation of protein ubiquitination. The record is from RefSeq and is a predicted model, not a curated record.
CUUUACGGCAGUCUCGUAAAAUGGCGGCCGCGGAGGAGGAGCCCGAGAAGGAGCAGGAGCCGGAGAGCAGGGGACCGACUAUGUACGCGCCCAGAGAGGACCAGCUGGCGGUAGAAGCGGCUGGAGCGUCGGGGGAGGCGGCUGCAACGGGGCCUACCCUCAUCUGGCAGCCUGGCCCGCCCUCGCCCGGUGAUUCGGCGCAAUCUCGACGCACCUCCCCCCGGCUUCCCGAGGACUCGGGGCGGAGCGACUUCUCCCCAGGCCGCGGUAUCCGACUGGAGGUGAUAAGAGCGAGAGUAAGAGACCCCAUAGAGGUGACUGACCGCUCCCUGCAGCCCAUCCAGGGCGCCAUAGAAGGCUCUUGUGGAAUUGAACCAAAUAAAAGUAUGGAUAUGGGAAAUCAACAUCCUGCUAUGUGUAGGCUUCAGGAAAUACAAAAGGAAGUCAAGAGUAUUGAACAGCAAGUAAUUGGCUUCAGUGGUCUUUCAGAUGACAAGAACUAUAAGAAGCUGGAGAGGAUUCUGACUAAACAACUUUUUGAAGUCGACUCUGUAGAUACUGAAGGAAAGGGGGAUAUUCAACAAGCCAGAAAAAGAGUUGCUCAAGACAUAGAGCGCCUUCUCAAAGAACUGGAGCAGAAUGCAAACCACCCACACCGGAUAGAGAUAGAGAAUAUUUUUAAGGAAGCUCAGUUACUUGUCAAGGAAGAAAUUGCUCCACUCUGUAGUGGAGAUAACCGGGUAACAGAUGAAUUUGAAGAAGCCAUCCAAGAUGUCAUACUGAGACUGACACAUGUAAAAACUGGAGGGAAAAUCUCUUUGCGAAAAGCAAGAUAUCACACAUUGACCAGAAUAUGUGCAGUUCAAGAGAUUAUUGAAGAUUCCAUGAAGAGGCAGCCUUCCUUGCCACUUUCUGAAGACGCACAUCCUUCUGUCUCCAAAAUAAACUCUGUUAUGUGCGAAGUGAACAAAGCCAGAGGGACUCUUAUUGCUCUUUUAAUGGGAGUAAAUAACAGUGAGACUUGCAAGCACUUGUCCUGUGUGCUCUCAGGGUUGAUUGCUGAUCUGGAUGCUUUAGAUGUUUGUGGACGUACAGAAAUAAGAAAUUAUAGGAAGGAAGUAGUAGAAGAUAUCAACAAAUUAUUGAAAUAUUUGGAUUUAGAAGAAGAAGCAGAUUCUACUUAUGCAUUUGACCUGGGACAGAAUCAAUCCAUUUUAAAAAUAGAAGGGGUCCUCAAGAAAAUGAGAGAAGUAAAGAAUGAACUUCUUAAAGCACAAAAUCCUUCUGAUUUAUACCUGGGAUCAAAGACAGAAUUGCAGGGUUUAAUUGGACAGUUGGAUGAAGUGGACCUUGGAAAGAACCCAUGUAUUCGAGAAGCAAGAAGAAGAGCUGUAAUAGAAGUGCAAACACUUAUGACUUUUAUUGACUUGAAAGAAGCUCUUGAGAAAAGAAAGCAGGGGGUUGCUGAGGAACACCCAUCCCACAAAGCCAUCUGGAAUGUUCUUGGAAGCUUGUCUGAGAUCUUGAGAGAAGUUCUUUCAUUUGAUGGAAAUAGAACUGAUAAGACCUAUAUAAGGCUGGAGGAACUCCUCACAAAGCAACUGUUAGCACUAGAUGCUGUGGAUCCUGAAGGAGAGGAGAAAUGCAAAGCUGCCAGAAAACAAGCUGUGAAGCUUGCACAGAAUAUUCUCAGCUAUCUUGACUUGAAAUCAGAUGAAUGGGAAUACUAAGAUACCAGAGGUCACACAUUUGAUAUUGCUUGUUUUGCACUUUAUGUAGAUUUCUAUAUAUUUAUAUAGAGCUCUUUCAGUCUACUGAGGCAUAUAUGAUUUAAACAUGCAUAUUUCAAUACCAGUAUUUGUUUAUGACCCCUGACUUGAGCAGAUUAUAUAUCUACCAUUUUUCAUGGUGCAAAAAUAGAUGUAUUUACAACCCAUUAGCAUUUCCAUUUGGGUUGUAUUAUCUGUAUGAUGUGUAUUUUUAUUAUUCUGGAGAAAAAAAAAGAGUUGUGUUAGAAGCAGACUUUGUAAGAAUUGAUCUAUUUUUUAAAUGGAUAGUGCAAAAGUAAAAAAUGCAGAUGUUUUGAAAUCCAGAUAGCCGCCUUACUCAAUACUGGAAAUAAUUAUGAAAAUGAGAAAUAGAUUAACUUGAUUAAUCCUGAUAAUAAGAUUAAAAUCCAAACACUAGAGCAGCACAAAUUUUUUAAUAUGCUAAAUAAAAGCAAAAAGGAAAACUAAUUUUUUUAAAUUUAGAAAUGUUGAUUUGUUUUUCCAUUUUAGUAUUUGUUGUUCAAAGAACUUUUUUUUUCUUUUUUGGUAAAACUUUGUAUUUAAAAUAAUAUUUUUUUCCCUGUGCUAUGCAUGGGGAACAACAAGGUGGUCAACAAAUUAUUUCCCUUUUUUCUAAUGAAAUUAUGAAAACUAAUAGCAAAAAAGGGGAAAGUUAUAGAUUGUAUUGAAGAGGAGAUAAAGUUCUCCAAUACUUUUAAGUUUUUGUCUUUUUUUUUUUAACUUUGUAUGUUAAAUCUGAGUUGAAUGCUAGUAAUUUGUAUGAAUUUAGUUAAGUUUUUGAUCUUGAUUGGGGGAAGGAAAAACUUGUGGAGACUAGAAAUGAGUAACUUGUUAUCAAUGGCAAGUUAUGCUAAGAGACAGAAAACAUAUAUAUAGUAUGUAAUGGUUUUCUUCCAUCUGACAGUCAAGGUUAUGUAAUGGAUAAAUUUGUUAAAUAAACCUGUUAUUUGGCAACAGAUAAUUGCAAAACACAGCCACUGACGUAGAUUUCCCUUGACUUGUCAUUAUAAGAAAUUAAUUGCCACUGGAAAAGAGAUGUCAGCAUUUUAAGCACCAAACUAAAAAAGGAAAAAGGCUUUAUUGAAAUAGUGUUAACUUGGGUAGUCAUUAGAUUGCUGGGAGUAAUUUUAUUUACAUGUUGAAGCUUUUUUUAAAUUCUGAAAUAGACAUUAAAAUAAUUGGAAUGCUUGAAAGUUUUCAUAAGAUUCCAUAAGUAUUUUUUCUAAAUUUGAUUCUGUUGUCUUGCCAGCCCAUUCAAAAGAAUUUCUGACAAGUGAAGUGCCUUUUUAUCAUCUUAAAAGUAGUAUCAUCCUUAAAAGUUCCCAUAUUCUAUAUGGGACAAACCAGACAUUUCUAUAACAUUUCCCUCAGAAAAUAUUAAAAACCUAUUAGGCUAUAUAGUUUGGACUAUAUGUUAAUAUUAUUUCAAAUGUUUUUGUAGGAAAAAAACUGUUGGCAAAGGAAAAAUUUUAAUAAAAAUACCACUCUAAACAAGUGGUUAGCUUUUGUUUUUUGGUGAUUUUACAAAAAGGUUGUUGGCUGUCUUUAACUUGAUGCUUCAUUUAUUUUUUCCAUUUUGUCAGCAUUAUAUAACAGGAACCUGGAAAACAGAUGCAGAAGCAAUCUGUAUAUGAUAGCUUCUUUGCCCCAGUGUUCCCCAGCCUGUCAUAAUAUUGCUUUUAGUUUGUAUUUUCACUUUUUUCCAUUGUUGCCUCACUGACUUUUUUAAUGGAUCAUUUUAAAUUUUAAAGGGAUUAUAAUCCCUGAACUACAAUAUUGCCUGCUAAUUGAAUGUGCCAUUUUCAACCUCUGAGAAAUAAGAUGUGACAUGAUAUAUUUCUAUCACCCCAGUUUUAUUUUAAUUUUGCAUUGUGUCUUAAAAGGGGGGAAGAGGGAUUAUUCAAGAUUGAAAUAUAUCCACUGACCUUUAGAAUAUAGCAUUUUUUCAUGCAAUUUUUUUUUUUAAAACUAUUUCCCAAGACUUAUUAAAGAAAUAAUCUCAUUUAAAACUGCUUUUAGUAUAAGGUACUCUGUGUAUAUAUGGUGCUGAAUUUGCCACUUGGUUGAAAUUGAUCACGGAAUUAUUUUGUCCAUCAAAACUUUGAGAGCUACCUUGGUUGUUGGGGGAAAAACUGAAAGUGAUCUGUUUGGUUAGUGUUUAAGCAUGCUUUAUUUAUAUUAACCUAUUCCUUCUUGCCAAGGACUCAUUCCUAUUGUACUUACUAGUAUAAUGAAAUCUAGUAGCAUACAGGUUAGUUUUUCUAUUUUACUUACUGGAAACUGGUUUGGGUUGGAAUGGAAUUUGCAAGUUUGGCUCAUUAUACUAUAUUUUAAUAAUUUUUGCAUGAAGAAAUAUUGUAAACUAAGAACAAAAUAUAUAUAAAAAAAAGGUAUGGCCUGUACUUGUGUUACUGAAUAGUCUUAAAACAUUUAUAUAUUGUAUUUAAUCUGUGUUCAUAACUAGAAUGGCCAGAGGGUUUUUCUUUUCUUUAGCUUUUUUAGAUAUUUUAUUCAACUAAGUUAAAAUGAUCCAGACCACAAGGAAGUAGUUAUUAGAAAUAAAUAUAUUUACCAAAUAGAAUUUAAAUGAAAUGCUUCAAUGUUGUUAAAAGUGAUGUGGUACAAUAUAUUUGAAGUAGUGGCAAUACAACAUACAUUUUGUGUGUUUAAAAAAAUUGUGAAAUAGUUUGUGGGGAAGGGAGGUUUCCAUUUGUCAAUAAUUUUCUGCAUUUUUUGGUGCAGGUUUGUGAUUGUCUUGUUUAUUCUGCAAAUUUAGGAUUUUCUUGGGAGUCAUUUAAGCAUUCAAAUGACCAGAUCUUUCUUUUUUCUUUAAAAAAAAAUCCAUUGGGAAAUACUUGUUAAAUGUAUAACUAUACAUAAGUAUUUGUACAGUGUUUUUUUUUUCCUACUCCUUCUUGACUGUAUAAUAAAUGUGUCAAGAUAA